UUAAGAACUGUCCUUUUUAUUCUGCUUAGAAGUAUUAAUAACAAGAUCUUGGAAGCAUGACUUAUAAGACUUAUAGUUCCAAAGUCUGAGCAUUUCGUGCUCUUACUUUUCUUUGGGAUCAUGACAAACUCUGACACCACAAAAUCUGUUGGCCACUUUCCUGUUGAGUAGAUUAUACACUUAUAAAAUUAUAUACUUGGACUGAAUGGAGUCUACUGAGGCAAAGUCUUAAAGCCUCUAAAGUAGGGAUAGAUGGAUUAUAGAUAAACAAAAACUGAAAAGGUUGCAGGACACAGGCAGCAAUCAGAACAGCCAUUGGAGAUGUUGGGGGAUCUGGAGAAAAUGUAUAAUUCGUUUCCUUCUGCUUAAAUAUUACCAUCCCUUUCCCAAGCUCCUCUAAACGUAAAAUUAAAAUCUGCUUCCAACUAUCUGCUGGUAUAAUUCUGGCUUUCUGUGUGUCUUCAUGCCCCAAAAUUGUAUCAGCAAUGUUGGACAUCAGGAAUAAAAUCAGAAAUUGCUGUAAACAUUCAGCAGGUCAGGUAAACUGUUUUAAUCUUUUUGCAUAUAUCUUCCUUUCUGUUGGAUUUUACCCUUUCUAUUUUUAACUUCUGUUAGAUGCAAUGCUAAAGGCAUUACAAAAGACAGAAUUACUGUUUUAUCGGUCCAGUGGGUGUGAAGGUUCUGGCAAUUUGUCCUAUUUGGCAAUUUAUCCAUAGUGUAAAUUCAAAAAGAGAGAAAUGUCACAAUGUUUGAUUUGAUCAAGGUUCCAAGGUGUUGUACACAUUUGGUCAUAUUCUCUAAAUUUCAAGAUUAUUUCUUCAGUUUUUUUUAAACACCCCAUAUUCUUGGAUUAAUUAUGAGAUAUGGAGAAGUUUCUCAGUCUUUGAAAGUGCUCAGAUUUCCCAUCAGAUCUGCUCCACCCUCUCAUUUUACAGUGCAGUCUGAACAGACCCUAAAAUUACAUACUUCCACUGAAUUCUAUGUUUUACAACUAUCUACCAGAUUAAACUGCAACACCUUUUACUCUAGAUUACACAAGUACUCAAGUUUCUGGAGAUUUCAACCCACAAACUCAGAUUUAAAGCCAUAAGAACGAAUCGUUGAAGUCUUAAAUUUUCAUAAAAUUGUUUGAAAAUUCACAAUUUGUUUUGACGUUUUAAAAAAUCCUUCGUUUUAUACAAAUGUGUCAACAGAUUUCAUUUUUCUUGUAUUUCACUUGGACAGUUUGUAUUUUCAAUUGUUUAACCUCAAAGAGACUUUUACAAAUGAUCCUUUUGUUAGAAUUCAUUGUAGGGAAGAAAAAGGACGAGAUUUAGAGUUCAACGCUAAUCAGUAGUGUUAUUGAAUAAAAUCAAUAUUCAGAGCGAAAACGAAAAAUUGUGUAAGGUGAAAGAUUAACUCUUAGCAGAAACGACUUUACCUGCAAAUUAUUGUCUACACUCCGUUUUGUGUCAUAUUCCUAGCAUUCUCAGUACUUUACAUAGUCGCGAAACUUCCACCAACGGGGCUAUUUAGCUAACAGAAUGACUAAGUACACUACCAAACAUCCACAGCGUUUGGCUUUAAUAUGACUGUAAUUUCCGCACUAUAAACCAAUAUUCCCAAAUUAAAUCAGGACCUUCUGCAAAUCCAUGGUGGACGAGAAGCUCGACGACCAUUCGUUAACGUUCAUGCGGAUUUGUAGCUGCUAAAGGUAACAUAACGUUUCGUAGCGAGGGGCUCUCUCCGGCGUACUGCGCGAAAGCGGGAGCGGGUCCACAUCCGUGUCCUGCCUUCCCAUGUUCUCAGGGAGCUCCUCCUCCAAGGGGGGGGUGGACAUUCCUGGCAUUUCCAAGGAUGCGAGGCGCCUCAGGAAUCCCCCGAGAACACUGGCGCCGGGAUCGCACUCGCAACUGCUUGAGCCGCCUCCCUCCGAGGGGGAGCAGGAGGAGGCGUCGAGCUCCCCCCGGUCGCCCCCUCCCCACCCCUCCGACCCCCGUAACGUCUCUGCGACCGGCCGUGCCCGUCCUGUUCCGUCCCGUGCGUGCGUGUGGACGCGCGUGUGCGUGGAGCGAGGUUGCCGCUGGAAGGACGCCGACGCCGUCUCCGUCAGUGUGGCCACCUCCGCCUCCGCCGCGGUGCUGCUGCUGCUGUUCUGUCCUGUCGUUGUUUGCCGGAGGGCGGGGGAAGAGGCAGAGGGUUAGACGCGGCGAGACGAGUUUGCUCGAGGAGCCCAAAUAGCUGGAAAAGUUGUGCGCCGGUAUCCGCCAUUUCAGUCCACACGUCGCUUUGAUUUGCCCGCUCGGCCAAGGAGAGCGAAAAGCGAAGGGGGUGUGGGCGAGAUAAAAACUUGUUUCGCGAGCUGAGUCUUACAGCUGCCGGGUGCUUGGUUUUUUUUAACAUUAAAAAAACCCAUCAAAAAUGCGUUUUAAGAAAAACGAUCCAUCCGAGGAGGAGAGUUGAAAAAAAUAAUGUAGAAGUGGUGGCGGACGAGCACGUCAGGUACAACUACAACGAAAGGCUGUGUUAAUCCCGGUGCGAGGAGGCGGGGGAAUAAGCCGGGCCGGGGCAGGCCGCGGAGGGAAGCCGAGAGUAGCUUGGCAGCAACCAUGUUGGAACUUAAAUGUUGAGGAACUAUGGACUAAAAUAAGAUUAUGAAGAAAAAUGUAUUUUCAAUGAAAAUGGAGCUCAUUAUGGACUGCAUCAAAGAGAAGCAGUGACCCACUGUAUGUGGGUUUACUACAGAAUAAAGGAGCACAUUCCAAUGUUGUCUUCAAAUAUAAAGGGAUGACUGGCAAAGAAUGAUGGCAAAAAAUAAAGAACUGCGUCCCCCAACAUACAGUAUUAGUGUGGUGGGAUUAUCAGGGACAGAGAAAGAGAAAGGUACAAGUGGUGUUGGAAAGUCUUGUUUAUGCAAUCGAUAUGUGCACCCAAAAGCGGAUGAUUAUUACCCAGAGCAUACCUCAGUACUCAGCACGAUUGAUUUUGGAGGCCGUGUUGUCAACAAUGACCAUUUUCUGUUCUGGGGUGACGUCAGCCACACAAGUGAGGAAGGAACUGAAUAUAAAGUACAAGUCAUUGAACAAACUGAGUUUAUUGAUGACCAAACUUUUCUGCCUCAUCGAAGCACAAACUUACAACUAUAUAUAAAACGAGCAGCUGUAUCAAAAUUACAGUCAGCUGAAAAGUUAAUGUACAUCUGCACUGAUCAACUGGGUUUGGAGCAAGACUUUGAGCAGAAGCAGAUGCCAGAUGGUAAGCUAACCAUCGAUGGUUUUCUCCUGUGCAUUGAUGUGAGCAAAGGGUGCAAUAGGAAAUUUGAUGAUCAGCUGAAGUUUGUAAAUAACCUUGUUGCUCAGCUGACUAAAACAAAAAAACCAAUUGUUAUAGCAGCAACAAAAUGUGAUGAAUGCGUUGAUCACUACCUGCGGGAAGUGCAGGCUUUUGCAACUAACAAAAAGAAUAUGCCUGUUGUAGAAACUUCAGCACGAUUUCAUGUGAAUGUGGAUUUGUGUUUUGCUACUUUAAUUCAAUUGUUGGAUAAAACAAGGGCAAAGCCGAAGAUUAUUCCAUAUUUGGAUGCUUAUAAGCAACAGAGACAACUUGUUGCUUCAGCAACGGACAAAUUUGAAAAGUUGAUUGUCCAGGCUGUAAAAGAUUAUCAUGCAGAGUGGAAAACUGUAAGUAAUAAAUUGAAAAAUCACCCUGAUUAUGAAGAGUAUGUAACUUUGGAAGGGACAAAGAAGGCAAAAAACACAUUUUCUAAGCACAUAGAACAGCUCAAACAGGAACACGUUAGAAAACGACGGGAAGAAUAUAUUGCUUUGUUACCAAAAGCCCUGAAUAUAUUGCUUCCUGAGCUUGAGGAAAUUGAACAGUUGAACUGGUCAGAGGCUCAAAAUGUUUUGGAACAGAGACCUGACUUUCCCCUCUGGUUUGUUGUGUUAGAAAAAACACCCUGGGAUGAAACUGACCACAUUGAUAAUAUUAAUGAUAAGAGACUUCCCUUUGACCUUCUCAGUACAUCAGAAGGAGAAAAAGUUUACCACAAUCACGUGCAACAUUUGAUUUCUGAGAGACGAAGGCUUGAAAUGAAAGAAAAGUUCAAGAAACACCUUGAAAAGGUACAGUUCAUAACACCUGGGAAGCCCUGGGAAGAUGUGUCAUGUUUUGUCAUGGACAAUGAAGCUUGCAAGUUUAUAACUGAUGCUGAUCGUAGAGAGGUUUACAGUAGACAUCAACGAGAAAUUGUUGAAAAAGCAAAAGAGGAAUUCCAGGAAAUGCUUUUUGAACAUUCUGAACUUUUUUAUGAUCUAGAUCUUAAUGCAACACCCAAAAUGAAUGAAAUCAACACUGUUCUAAGUGAAGAGCCAAGAUACAGGGCACUACAAAAACUUGCACCGGAUCGGGAAUCUCUUCUGUUAAAACACAUAGGAUUUGUCUACCACCCAACUAAAGAAACUUGUCUCAGUGGUCAGAAUUGCAUGGACAUUAAGGUGGAACAAUUACUUUCCGCCAGUCUUAUACAGUUUGAUAACAAUCGGCCAAACAUGCAUCAGGAUAGUGCCAAUAUUGAUAAGCUUAUUCUUGUUCUCUUGGGUAGAGAUGGACUUGCGCAGGAACUAGCUAAUGAAAUUCGAGUUCAGUGUACUGAUGAUGAGUAUACUUUAGAUGGUAAGAUAUAUGAACUGGAUCUUCAACCAGUGGAUCUCAAUACUUUUGUAUUGUCUGGUCUGCUUACAACACAUCGACCUCAUGGCUAUUUCUGUGUUUAUAACUCCACAGAGUCACUUAGUUGUAUGGCUGAUUGCAUAGAACGGAUAAGAAGUGAAGCUACCCCAAACAGGAAAGGCAAGUUUACAGCUAAUCUUUCAUUUACAGUUAUAUUAGCAAACCAGAGAGACAUUGGUAGCAAGAACUUGCCAAUUUUAAGACUUCAGGGACAGCAACUUGCCAAUAAGUUGCAAUGUCCUUUUGUUGAUGUGCCCUCUGGAACCUAUACUCGCAAAUUUCAUGAAUUCCAAAUAAAACAAGCUCUUAGAGGUCUCUUGGAAGCAUUGAAAAACAAUUUAAAUGUUGUUAGUCCUUUGCCCAGUAUUAAAGAUAUGACAGAAGCUGACUUGAGAAUUGUAAUGUGUGCCAUGUGUGGAGAUCCAUUUAAUGUUGACAUAAUUCUUUCACCUUUCCUGGAAUCUCAGUUUUGCAGUGCUGCUCAGCCUGGUCAUAGUAAUUCUCUCCUACUUGAGAAGAUUAUUGGUGAAAAGCGCAAACGAAUCCAGAUUACAAUACUUUCAUACCACUCAUCUAUUUGUGUAAGAAAGGAUGAGUUAGUCCAUGGGUAUAUCCUGGUUUAUUCAGCAAAACGAAAAGCUUCCAUGGCAAUGCUCCGUGCCUUUUUGGCAGAAGUGCAAGAUAUCAUUCCUGUUCAGUUGGUGGCUGUUACUGACAGUCAAGCUGACUUUUUUGAAAAUGAAGCAAUUAAAGAGUUGAUGACUGAGGGUGAACAUAUAGCAACAGAAAUAUCUGCAAAAUUUACUGCUAUAUAUACUUUGUCACAGUAUCAUAGACAGACAGAAGUUUUCACACCAUUCUUCAGUGAAGUUCUAGAGAAGAAAAAUAGUAUUGAAAAUUCGUUUAUGUAUGACACCAGAGAAUCCACUAAUGCAAAUGAUGAUGCCUCCUUGUCUCCUCGGGCAAACUCUCCAGCUUACAAUUAUUAUCCUGACUCAGAAGAUGACAAUGAAGCACCUCCACCAUACAGCCCUAUUGGAGAUGAGGUGCAGUUGCUUCCCUCAUCCAAUGAUCGUUCUAAACAUCGAUCAGAUUUUGAAGGGACUGAAUAUCCAGUUCACAGUAGUCCAAUUAUUAAUCAUGAGAAUCAUAAAGUGCCUCCACCCAUUAAACCCAAACCUUCUAUUUUGAGGCACGACGUGAGAAAACUUGAUCCAAAUCUUGUGAAAACCAUUGAACAGGUAAUAGGUAAAAACCCAAAGAGAAACAAUCGAGCACCUUUUGGCCAUCCAGAUGACCUAGAUCCAACUGACAAUUACUCAGUCCCAAGAGAUUCUCUGCUAAAACCGAAAAUGGAUGAUGAAAUAUAUUCUGUUCCCCAAGAUUCAAAAACUUCUAAGAUUAUAAGAAAGCCAACAUUAAUUGGAGGAAAUAAUUCCCUAGGAGAAGAAGAAAAUGGCUUGCUUGAUCGAUCUGCAAAGCAACCCAUAAUACGGAAGCCUUCAAAGUACAAAUACAAAUCCAAGACACUAUUUAGAAAGGCUAGAUUAUACUAUAGAAGGAGAGAACGCUUUGAUGGUAGUGAUGAUGAAACUGUGCCAUCAUCUUCACGCAAGCCAAAGAAGGGGAAAACUCAUCGUGGGAGUGAGGAAGAUCCUUUACUGUCCCCAGACAGUUGUGGGAAAGCAGGGAUUGAUAAUCCUGCUAUUGCAUCUGAUCCAGAAGUUGAUGAUCCGAGGAGGAAGAGGGAUAAGAAACCAGCAAAACCAAAGCCACAAAAGCCAAACAAAAAGGGGCCGAAACCUGGACUACCUGCAAGAAGAAAUUGGGAGAGUAAUUACUUUGGGGUUCCUCUUGAAGAUGUGGUUACUGCUGAUAAUCCUAUACCAGCUUUUAUUGAACGAUGUGUGGAGUACAUUGAAUCUACAGGUUUGAACACUGAAGGACUGUAUCGUGUCAGUGGAAACAGGACUGAUCAAGAUAAUAUUCAAAGGCAGUUUGAUCAAGAUCACAAUAUUGACCUUGUAGCAAUGGAUGUGACUGUUAAUGCUGUGGCAGGAGCCCUUAAAGCUUUCUUUUCUGAUUUGCCUGAACCACUAAUUCCUUAUAAUUUGCAUUCAGAGCUGUUGGAAGCAGCCAGACUGGUUGAUUUGUCAGAAAAACUGAAUGGUUUUAAGGAAUUAUUGAAAAAAUUUCCUGCAGUAAAUUAUGGGGUUUUCAAGUAUAUCAUUGCCCAUCUCAACAGAGUUAGUCAACAGAGCAAAACAAAUCGGAUGGUGGCAGAUAAUCUAGCCAUUUGUUUUUGGCCUACGUUCUUGAGACCAGAUGCUCUUACCAAUGCUGCAGUCAAUCAAUCUGCAAUUGAGACAUUUAUUCAACAAUGCCAGUUCCUCUUUUACAAUGGGGAUAUUGUAGAGACAUUCAACCCUCCUGGGGCACCUUGUACAGGUCAGUUGGUAGAACCGUUGUUACCACUGCCAUCGUUGCCACCACCACCACAGCCAACAUCUCAGUCGUUCCCAUCGGAGAUGCAAACAGAUCAACUUAAUGUUAUAUGAGCAAAAUAGGAACUGACGUUAUUACUAUAAGACAUUGUUACCAAACUGGGUAUUUUAAGUCCAGUUUCAAACAUGUGGAAAACCUCAAAAGGUUAUGCAUUUGCAAGCUAUAAUAGCAGCGUUGCUUUAAGAUCAGUCCAGCAUUCCUCACUUUCCAAAGGAAACAAAUUUAAGUGUGCAUAUUAAUGGGAUUUCUAAAAUUACUGUCGACAAAACAAACUGGCUGCAAUAAAUACAUUCCACUUGCUGCAUGAAAGAAAAGCAAUCUUGAGAAUUUAUGUGGAUUCUGUAGUGGUUGUUUCCUUCACAAACUUUUUGACAGUUGUGAAUAAGAGUUUAUGUAUACACUAAAUUGUAUAAAAUGAAGUCAAAUAUAUUUCUCAGCCAACAAUGUUAAAAAAAAAACUCAUCUGUUUGACUGGAUUUGACUUUUUAUUUGUGCUGUUUUGAAAGUCAUUGUGUUUGUGUCCUUGACAAAUUUGUGUGGGUGGGUAGAUGGAAAUACUGUCAUUAUAGCAGCCUCCCAACAUUUGCACUGCUUCUGAAAAUGUAGUUUUAAGAAAAAUUGCCAGGUGCUGUGUAAAAGACAUAAUGUCUACUGCACCUUAUGUUUACUGGUAAUAGAGCUGUGGUAGUUCUUUGUUAUGGGAAGAAUCCACUUAUUUUAAUGACCAACAGCACAAAGAUCAGUUCAGGAGAAAACAGAAACUGAGCGUAAAAUUACUGCAGUUUUAUCUUAUGUCUUAUUACAUUUGUUUCAUUUAAAGGAUAAAAUGUAAACGUUUUAUAGUAUCCUUAAUUGUUGGAAAGUAAUGCAUGUGUUUAAUUCCUGGUUGGUCUUGUACCUUAUCCUACACAUUUUUAGAAAUACAUUUCCUCUUUGGGAUGGAGCGGAAGAAUAUCUGGUGUACAUAAAAGUCAUUUUUCAUAAGAGAUUGUAAAUCUUUCCAUAAUUUUCAAUUAUACAGCUUUCACAUGUUGUGUUUGCAAUAAAGAUGGUGUAUUAAAUAGCUUUAAGUAUGACUUUUUCUGUUAACUCAUUUUAAUGUGACCCUAGCAAGUAACCUGUCAAAUAUUGCUAACAUAGCAAUAAAUAUUUUCGGUAUUGCCAAUUACACACAACAGUUUUAUAAUUUUGUCAAACUUGUAUUCAUAUUACUACUUGUGGUACCUUCUACUAAAACUUAAUUAGAUUUGUUUUAGUUCUUUUUGUGCAAACUACAUAUGUGGAGCAAUAUCUUAUUUUAAAAGCACCAUUUUCUUUUGAAUCGGUACCUAUUUGAUGUAAAAUGAUUCUGCUUUUAGAAAAUGUUUUGUUUAUUUCAUUGUGUUGUAAGUUUUCAUAAAAUCUUACUGUAAAAUAAAUUGGUGAGCUGAAUGAUGUGAACGUGGGGAAGCUGACUGUUUGAAGAGCAUCAAUUCUACUUCAGUUCAUUAACUGUCAAACAUUGCAGAUAAUUUCCUUUCAGAAAAUUAUUAAUCAGUUGGUACACAUUCUGCUGCUAGUGUUUGUUUUGUGUAGGGUUGGGUGCUAGUUAACUAUGAAAAUAACUCAAUUGCUCUGUGUUGUUAUUUGCUCAGUGGAACUGGUUUGAAAACUCUUAAGAUUUUGACAUCAUCUGCAAUGUAUUAUAGUAAAUAAAUCAUUUGAGAAGCAAAUCUUAAGAGUUUGUGAUCCAUUUUCCUUAAUUGUUUUCUAACAUUGGCAACCAGGUCUUUAUUUCAACUCCUUGCAAUGUUUAAGUAAUACCAGUUCCUGGAUUGUGGACAACAAUGUUAAUUGUCAACUCAAACAAUGGAAACAUCCUUUUUAUUUUUGUCUGAAGUGGUAUGUCUGUUACUUAAAAAUACGAUACCAUGUUAAAUCAAUACUCAUUGUUGCAUCAAUUUACUAAUUUGGAAGAGAUUGAAUCCUGUUUUUUUUUAAUUGUAGUGGGAUAAGUGAAAAUAAAGAGCCGAAAUUUAGCUUCAUUUGAAUGCUUUGUUUUAGAAUCAAAGCUUACCAUGAAAUAAUAAAGAAUUUUUGAUUCUAUGAACAUGGUAAGUUUAGUGCCUUUUGGAUAGAUUCAAUUGAAUGAUAUAGUAGACAGUAACAGUUAGUGAUAUCUCUUCACAGAUUGAUUAAACAUGUGAUAGCAAAUUAUAAUCCUGAGGUGGUGCCCUUUUGUCCUAAACUCCAUCAUGGGAAAUAUCCUUUCCACAUCUACUUUGUCUAGGCCUCUCAACACUCGAAAGGUUUCAAUAAGAUCCUUCCCCGCCCCCCGCCCCCCGCCCCCCCAUCCUUCUAAAUCCCAGCAAGUACAGGCCCAGAGCCAUCAAACGUUCCUCAUAUGAAAACCCUUUCAUUUCCAGAAUCAUCCUUGUGAACCUCCUGUGAACCCUGUCCAAUGCCAGCCCAUCUUUUCUUAGACUGUUCAUAAUACACAGGGUGAGGACUCACCAGUGCCUUAUCAUCACAUCCUUGCUCUUACAUUCUAGAACUGUUGAAAUGAAUACUAAUGUUGCAUUUGCCUUCCUCACCACUGACUCAACCUGCAAGUUAACCUUUAGGAUGUUCUGCACAAGGACUCCCAAGUCACUUUGCAUCUCAGAUGUUUGAAUUUUCUCCCCGUUUAGAAAAUAGUCUGCACGUUUAUUUCUUUUACCAAAGUACAUGACCACGCAGUUUCCAACAUUGUAUUUCAUUAGCCACUUUAUUGCCCAUUCUCCUAAUUUAAGUCCUUCUGCAGCCUACCUGUUUCCUCAACACCACCUGCCCCCCUGCAAUCUUCGUAUCAUCUGCAAAACAUAGCAACAAAGUAGUCUAUUUCAUCAUCUAAAUCAUUGAUAUAUAGCAUAAAAAGAAGUGAUCCCAACACUGACCCUAGCAGAGCACCACAAGUUAGUGGCAGCCAACCAGAAAAGGAUCAUUUUAUUCCCACUCACUGCUUCCUACUAAUCAGCCAAUGCUCUAGCCAUGCCAGCAACUUUGCUGUAAUACCGUGGGCUCUUAACUUUGUAAGCAGCCUCAUGUGAGGCACCUUGUCAAAAGCCUUCUUAAAGUCCAAAUAUACACCACUGCAUCCUCCUCAUCUAACCUACUUGGAACCUCUUCAAAUAAUUACAACAGGUUUGACAGGCAAGAUAUUCCCUUAAGGAAACCAUGCUGACUUGUCCUGUGUCACCAAGUACUCCAUAACCUCAUCCUUAACAAUCGACUCCAACACCUUCCCAACCACUGAGGUCAGGCUAACUGGUCUAUAAUUUCCUUUUUGCUGCCUUCCUCCUUUCUUAAAGAGUGGAGUAACAUUUGCAAUUUUCCAGUCCUCUGGCACCAUGCCAAAGUCCAGGGAUUUUUGAAAGAACAUUACUAAUGCCUCCUUAAUCUCUACCGUUAUCUCUUUCAGAACCCUAGGGUGCAGUUCAUCUGGUCAGGGUGACUUAUGUACCCUUAGGUCUUUCAGCUUUUUGAGUACUUGCUCCCUUGUAAUAGUAACUGCACUCACUUCUCUUCCCUCAGCCUUCAACACCUGGCAUGCUGCUAGUGUUGUCCACAGUGAAGACUGAUACAAAAUACUCAUUUAGUUUAUCUGCCUUUUACUUGUCCCCCGUUACUAUUUCUCUGGCCUCAUUUUCUAGUGGGCCUAUACCUACACUCAUCUCUCAUUUUUUACAUACUUGAAGAAGUUUUUACUAUCCACUUCAAUAUUGUUUGCUAACUUGCUUUCACAUUUCAUCUUUUCCCUUCUAAUUAUUAUUUUAGUUGCUCUCUAGUUUUUUUAAAAGCUUCCCAAUCCUCUAUCUUCCCACUAAUUUUUGCUUUGUUGUAUGCUGUUUCUCAGAUUAGCUUUGACUUCCCAUGUCAGCCAUAGUUGUACUAUUUUGCUGUUUGAGUAUUUCUUUAUUUUUGGAAUACAUCUAUCCUGCACCUUCCUCAUUUUCCCCAGAAACUCUCGCCAUUGCUGCUCUGCUGUCAUCCCUGUCAGCAUCUUCUUCCAAUUUAGUUUGCCCAAAUUCAUUGACAAAUACAGUGAACAGUUAAAGGUCCUUUGUUCAGAUGGUAUUUAUUCAGUUGGAAUAUAUUUUUUUCCAGAAAUUGAGUUUGUACUUAAGGAAUAAACAUAGUCUCACAUAUUUGCCAUACUGGUAAAACAUUGAUUCAGAAAAAAUGUGUGAUCCACAUUUUCUGCUAGAAAACCAUUCGUACUGAUUGCCUUAUGUUGGGAAAUGACACUGAAUGCCACAUGGCAAGUUAGUAUAUUGUAGAAAAAUGUAGUUAGGAAAUAGAGAAAAAUGCGGGUCAGUUUCCGAAAACCCUUUUUCUAAGUGUAGCAUACACAAUAGUAUUUUUUUUUCUCCACUACAAUCAUUCUCAGAAGUUCAUGCACUUGGAACUUAAUGCAACUACUUACCGUGUCUUGAUAUGUUACCGCAUUUAUUCUUUUGACUUUUCUGUUGUUUUCUGUCUUUCUCUAUUAAAGUUAACAGACCCAAUUCUAUUACUAUUGGAAUUUUUGAAUGGACAAAGUAACAUGGCAUUCAGAAUAAACAUUCACUACUUUUGUAAAUUUAAAAUGGAAAAUUGUUGUGCAUGUGUGCUUACUUGAUCAAAUCCUUUGAAUUUUAAUGAUCUUUUUCCUUGAUUGCUUUAAAAGCUGUGUAUUUUUCAUAAAUUGUCUUUCAUUCAUUUUGAGAUCUGGUAUCACAAAAAGGAUCACGGGAAAAGAGUAUCAGCUGUAAAGGGGAAUUUUAU
Molecule: messenger RNA, 12000 nt
Organism: Mobula hypostoma (lesser devil ray)
Lineage: Eukaryota; Metazoa; Chordata; Chondrichthyes; Myliobatiformes; Myliobatidae
Gene: arhgap5
Product: Rho GTPase activating protein 5
Exons: 7
Coding region: 2781-7268 (1495 amino acids)
Biological process (GO): Rho protein signal transduction; regulation of cell size
Cellular component (GO): cytosol
Molecular function (GO): GTPase activator activity; GTP binding; GTPase activity
Source: RefSeq, a predicted model, not a curated record